AUGUCUGGAGCUGCUUCCACCAACCCUGCGCUGAGCUUCGGUGCUGCUGGUCCAUCUUCACUAUCAGGCUCCAACUUCCAAUCUCCCGACCCAUCCUCGAGCUCGACGGGGUACAACACUGCCGUAGGCGGUUUCCCUGCUAGCUUUGGACGUGUCAAGUCCGAGACUUCGGCAUACGGCUACGACGAACAGGCUCCUCGAUCGCAGCAGCACGGCAACUACACCCACCACGAUCUCGGCGGCACCGGCACGCUCGCGCAGACGCAGGCUCUCGGUGGCUUCAACCCUUCCACCUCCUCACAACACUAUACUCCGCAAGGCCACUUUCCGGGACACACCAGACACCAGUCGCUCAACUCGGGCGUGAGCCAGAUGGGUCUCGGCGGCGGUGCUAGUGGCAGCGCCUACUCGUUUGGCGACGUCAACGCGAAUCAGUACAACAACUACAACUUGGUCCCAGCGCAGAGGUCCCCCUCCGGGCGCUCGUCGGGCCUUACUCUCGAGACGUCGCCCACACGAAGCCGCUUCGCCUCGACCGGAUACAACGACCCUCGCACCGCCAUCAACCGUCCACCUUCGCGCCCGGUCGGCCUCGGCGUCUCUGUGACCCCGGGCCCCAGCAGCGAUGAGUCGGUCAAAUUCGAAGGCGGCUCUCCCAGAUCGCUCAAGCGCGCGGCCGAUCCUAUUGAGGACCUGCGCAGCUCUUCCGAGCACUCGCAGCUGCGACGUCCGGCGUCGUUUCCCGUGCUCGGCGCCGGCGGCAGCAACGUGUACGGCCGCCCGGGGGUCCAGGAUUCCCGCAGUGCCCAGAGCGUUGGCCGCCGAGGUGGGCGUGGCGGCAUGGGCAUUCCCGGACAGGUCACUCCUGGGCGAUCCAACGUCAUGCUUCCCGGGCUCGGUGGCGGUUUCUACGAUGGCGAUGCUCGCCGUGAGUCGAUCGGCUCGAAUGCUACGUUGCAAUCGCCGCUGACAUACCACGGUGGAUCUGGCUCAUCGGAUGAGCUGGGACUGGGCGGCAGCGGCCUUCCGCAGCUCAUGCGUGCAACGCAGAUCCCGGGACAGAUUGCGCCAGCACCCGUCAUGGCACCCAGUGACCCCAUGUACAGCCCCCCCGGAGGCAGCGGUGGAGGAGCACCGCGAGCCAAGCUCGAGCUGCACGGCAACCUCAAUGACAUGGCCGUCGGCUGGUCGCACGACGAGUGGCGCAGCGGACGCCGACUGGUGCAGUUCUGGAGGCGCCAGGAGGGUACAACAAUCCACGCGACGUUCCGGCCCAUCCUGCCGUCGCAGUACGUACCGAACAGCAUCGUCAUCUCGUGCAUCUUCCGCGAGGACAAGAACGAGUGCUUCGUGACUUCGGUCGACACGAUCUACCUGCUCGAAGCGCUGGUGGCGAGUCGAUUCACGGUCGAGGAGAAGAACCGAAUCCGACGAAACUUGGAAGGCUUCCGACCGAUCACAGUGAGCAAAAACAAGCGCGAGUGCGAGCGCUUCUUCAAGCUGAUCAUGAGCUUCCCCAACCCCAAGCCGCGCAACAUCGAAAAGGACGUCAAGGUGUUCCCGUGGAAGGUGCUUGCGUCUGCACUGUGCAAGAUUAUCGGCAAGUACAGCGCGUCGUACGAAGGCGGGCCGCCUGUGCUGGGUGACUUGGGCCCGGAUACGUUUGGAGGAGCCGGAAUGGGUAGCUCUUCGCUCUCGUCGGUGGAUCUGUCGGGUGGGCACUACCGUGAUGCCGGGGGUUAUCCGGGCGCUUCGCCUUCGGUCAAGGAUACGCGCUUGCCUGACGCGUCCUUCGACUACGACCGCUCGGGAGGAAGCAGUGCCGGCAUGUACGGGAUGUCGAAUCCGGGUAUGCACCAUUCGGCAUCGACGUACGGUGGGAAUGCGUGGGGUAUGGGCAAUCAGGGCAUGGCUUUUAGCGCACCGGGGUCUGCGGGUAGUGGGUAUACUACUGGUCCCGGCAACGUUGCGUUCGCGCCGGGCAGUGGCUCGCACAGUCACACGCACAGCGCGAGCAGCUACGACGGGUUUGGUGCAAAUCUCACGCCCCAGGGUCAAGCACCGAGCUCGGACAGCGCCAACCUGUAUGGCGGCGGCGGCGGCGGCGGCGGACAGCAGGAUAGCUACUCGACGACGACGGGCGCGGGAGCGGGCACUGCACCUCAGGGACAGAGCACGAGCACCCUCGCUGCUGCUGCUGGGGACUACUAUUCGGAGCGUCGGUGA
Sporisorium graminicola is the source of this 2226-nucleotide messenger RNA. RefSeq lists its product as uncharacterized. Lineage: Eukaryota; Fungi; Basidiomycota; Ustilaginomycetes; Ustilaginales; Ustilaginaceae. Gene Ontology annotation, cellular component: nucleus. The transcript has a single exon. Bases 1 to 2226 code for a protein of 741 amino acids. The record is from RefSeq and is a predicted model, not a curated record.